Molecule: messenger RNA, 1047 nt
Organism: Plasmopara halstedii
Lineage: Eukaryota; Oomycota; Peronosporomycetes; Peronosporales; Peronosporaceae
Product: RxLR-like protein
Exons: 2
Coding region: 1-1047 (348 amino acids)
Source: RefSeq, a predicted model, not a curated record
AUGACAAUAGCAAGAACAACCCAUUCUGUUCGAAGGAAGGGCAUAGUCUUGCUGAUAGUAGCUGUGUUAUUAGUAGAAAAGAGUGCCUUAAAGGCUACGUCGGAUACUCCAGAGCUGGUGAUUGUAGCCCCCGACAAGCGAGAUGAAGCAGAAGAACGGGAAUAUGCGAAGGAACAGCAGGAGUUAAGAGAAGACGUCGAAUUCCGAGAUCAAAUUUCAUCUAUUACCACUGAUACCUACAGCUUUGUCGAGCCUACAGCAUACUCGAUUGGGCUAUUGCUAGAUCCUUGUCGAGGCCAUGCCUUCAACUGUUGUAUUGAUCGUUUUGGAGAACCGGCAUACAUGGAUCCUACUCACAUUGCGGAGAAAAUAUCACUGGUGGAUGAGUCCGGGGCAACAUUGGAUAUGCAGGUCAGUAGGAUUGGCGACCGCCCUUCGACCUUUGACCAGAGUUGCUAUCUUGACGACGACUUGAUUCCAUUCCGUCUACAAAAGACGUUGAGCUCAAGCGGCGUAAGUGUAUCGAGAAAUUACACCAAUUCGGGAUGCAUUGGGCGACUGCAGGGUUUAGUCUCGAUGGAGAAGGUGGUGAGGCCAGCCUGUUGGGACUACAAUGAUUCUGUUAACGCACUCGAUUCUUGCCAUCAUGUGGACGGCCGGAAAGGAAAUACAUGCGUGGCUGUUGGGUACAUGCAAACGAGCUACAUUGUUCAGUGUGGAGGAGCUUUCGAGCUUUCAAACCAUUGUGGCACGUUUCUAGAGCUACAUGAGCCAGAUAACGAAGUAAUUCUGAGUCAGACACGACUCAUGAGGCAGUAUCCUAAUGGAUUUCGGACAACAACAUUGCCUCUUUUCUUUCGAGGAGACAGAGCUCGAACCGUUUGCAUGGGUGAUUAUGAAAUCUGGUGGGUCCAGCGAACGCGUAGCAAUUUCAUUGUUCAAAAAAAGAAAAAGUUUCGCAUUACAUUUCCGCUGUGUGACUUUGACUUCGCUACAAACAUAUACAAGAAUUACCACCAAAUUCAAUCAAGCGAGAUUUCAAAUUAA